Molecule: messenger RNA, 3131 nt
Organism: Vicia villosa (hairy vetch)
Lineage: Eukaryota; Viridiplantae; Streptophyta; Magnoliopsida; Fabales; Fabaceae
Product: protein NBR1 homolog
Exons: 7
Coding region: 195-2864 (889 amino acids)
Molecular function (GO): protein binding; zinc ion binding
Source: RefSeq, a predicted model, not a curated record
GCAAAGCCAAGCAGAACACUAUAUAUCCCACUCCCCGCUUCAGAGAGCGUUAAAAGCGGCUAACGGGUACGCUAAAGCUUAGUAUUAUCACUACAAAUUUCUGAUCCGAAGAACUUUCAAUUUUAGGGAAUUAUUAGGGUUUCACUCCUCUUCGUCUUUCAUAACUGUUACGCUUCCUUUCGAAUUUCAUAGCUAUGGACUCUUCUCUCGUGAUUAAGGCAAAGUAUGGAGAUACGCUCAGGCGUUUCAAUGUUCGUGUCGAUGAGAAUAAUCGACUUGAUCUUAACAUGGCUGGGUUGAGGGCUAAGAUAUGCUCUGUUUUCGGUUUCGCCACUGAUGCUAAUUUCAUUCUGAGAUAUGUGGAUGAGGAUGGUGACUUGGUGAAUCUUGUGGAUGAUGAAGAUUUGCAUGAUGUGAUGAGACAGCAAUUGAAGUUCUUGAGAAUUGAUGUACAUAUGGUGAAUAAUUCUGAUGGGAAAUCUGUUGCUGAUGGCUCUAGUGGAACUAGUGGAAGUGCUACUCCUCUAAGAGCUAAUCCUGUCUCAGACCCGUUUCUUGCUGAUGCUUUGCGAGCUCUGCCAGAGCCGAUGCGCGAGGCUCUUUAUUCGUCAUUUUCAAAAGCCGCGAAUUCAAAUCCAGUGCUUGCAAAUAUUGCUGAUUCAAUUUCCAAAAUUGGACAAUCCAUUCUAAAGCCUCAAGGAAAUUCUGAUACUGCAGGUGGCUCAGGCUCAAACAAAGGUGUUCCCGGUGAAUCUGUCACUCCAGAAGCAAAAGGUCCACAGUCUCCAUCUGUGGAUUCUGCUUCUGCUGUUUCAUAUGUUGUGCCAAAAGCACCGCAGGAGGCUCUAUUGCGUUCAAAAGUUUUAUCUGCAAGACAAGGGCAGGAGGCUCUAUCUACUGCAUCACCUGCAAAACAAGUGCAGGAUGCUCUAUCUAGUUUAUCACUCUCAAAAGCUGCAUCUGCACGACAACUGCUUCGCAACUUAUCUAAUAACCGGGGCCCAUCUUUUGCACCUGGCCCAAGCUCCAAAAAUAAUCUUGGUGAAGAACUAGUCACUUCCGAAUCAAGAGGUCCGCAGUUUCCAUUUCUGGGCUCUGUUUCCGGUGUCAAUAGCCAGGCGGCACCCUACAAUGUCAGACAACAUGUUGAGGCCGAAAACAUGAAUGGAAAUGUACUGGGGGCCUCCGGUGCUGGUCGACAGGUGGAGUCUGGAAAUGCAGGAAUUGCUCCGGUUGAUCUCAGUUCAUCAACUAAUGUAAAUAGAGUACCACUCUCAUCUGCAGUUCCUGUUAGUGCUGACAAGGGUAAAGCGUCUUUUGUUGACAGUGUUGUUAGUAAGGAUGAAAAAGUUCCUGAUAAUGUUAACAAGGGUAAAGCGUCUAUUGAUGACAGUUUUACCAAGAAUCCUGCUAUAAGUUUCGGUGCUCCUAUUGACUGCCCAUUUUCUGGGACACAUACUCCUUAUCCAAUGCCACCUCCGCUAGGUAACUUUCGCUUUAAAAGGAGCCACAGUCACUCUGAUGCAUCGAAUGGUAUGUUUCACAAGGGUGUCCGCUGUGAUGGCUGUGGAGUGUAUCCAAUAACUGGACCUCGUUUCAAAUCCAAAAUAAAAGAAAACUAUGACCUCUGCAGUAUUUGCUUCAAUGAAUUUGGUAAUCAGACUGAUUAUAUCAGGAUGGACCGUCCUGCUUCUUUUCGGGGUCCAAGAUGUUUAUAUCAGAAUACCAGAGAAUUUAGGCUUCCAAAGAUAGCACCACAUAUUAUUUUAAAAACAGGUGCGAAGCAUGGAAGGCCAAGGCUAGAUAGUCGGUUCAUUUUGGAUGUCAAUGUUAUAGAUGGUACAAUGAUGGCUCCAUCUACUGCGUUCACUAAGAUCUGGCGGAUGCGCAACAAUGGCACAACAGCGUGGCCCAAGGGAACUCAACUUGUUUGGAUUGGAGGGGACAAAUUAAGUGAAUUAGAUUCUGUUGACUUGGAGGUUCCCGAUUCUGGUGUAUCCUCAGAGAUGGAGCUUGACAUUGCAGUUGAUUUUAUUGCACCCCAGUUACCUGGUAGAUACAUAUCAUACUGGAGGAUGUCAUCUCUCUCUGGACAUAAAUUUGGCCAACGGGUUUGGGUCCUUAUACAGGUUGAUGCUUCUCUCAAGGACUCAUUCUAUGAUAGCUCUCAAGGCUUAAACUUGAAUAUUCCCCUUGGUGUGGGUAGCUCUGAAGAGCCUCAGAUUAUAGAUAUCAAUGUUCAACCUGUUGAGGAUGAUGCUUUUCAUCAACCCAAAAAUCCUAAUGCUCCACCUGAACCUGUGAGUCAAAUGGUUGAUAAGGAACUAAGGCAGGAACUGGGAAAUGAAUUUCCUACAAAUAAAGCUACAUUUGUUGGCCCUGCCGCCUCAGCCCCUAAGAUUUCGGAAGCAUCUUCAUCUGUUUCUUACCCCAUCAUUGAUUUCUCUGGCUCAGCCCCUACAAUUUCUGCUGCACCUCCAACUGUUUCUUAUCCCAUAAUAGACUUAUCUGGCACAACCCCAGCUGUUCCUUCCAACCAGCAAGCCUCAACCGAGGAUGCACUAUCAUCAUCUCUAGGCAGAUUGGUUGUAGGGGAUAGAAAUGAUUCUGUGGAAGAGGCUCUCCUUAAAGAGCUUGAGGAGAUGGGUUUUAAGCAGAUUGAUUUAAACAAAGAGGUUCUGAGAAUGAAUGAGUACAAUCUGGAGCAGUCAAUAGAUGAACUCUGUGGUGUUUCUGAGUGGGAUCCUCUCCUUCAAGAGUUGCACGAUAUGGGUUUCCAUGACAGAGAGACUAACAAGAGGCUGCUGUUGAAGAAUGAAGGAAGCAUUAAGCGUGUUGUUAUGGACUUGAUCAAUGGAGAAUAGGUUUUAAUCAUAUUUUAGUUAUUAUAUUAUGGAUGUUUAAUUAGAAGAAGUACGUUUCAGGAGAACGCCGAAUAAUAGUAGGCACACUACUAUAUAAUUUCCUUGAAUCGAUCUUGUCUUGUGGUGCUGUGUCAGUGGAAUUAGACAAUUGAUCGAUCUCAUGUUUUAUGCAUAUAUAUAAAAGACAAGAGACUAUGCUCUAUUUAUAUGUCUCAAGACUGUUUGUAUGUUUAUUGUUAUGAGCCUAUAUAUGUUUAUUCUUAAGAA